UCUCUCUCAAUCGAUCGAGAAAAAAGGAAAAAAAAAAAAGAAAAAAGAAAACAAAAAAGAGGAAGCAAAAGAGGAGGAGGAGGAGAAGAAGAAGGGGAAGCGAUGGCGAUGGCGAGUCUUGCGCGGCGGAGGGCCGGAGACCUCCUCCGCCCUGCGGCGGCGGCGGGGAGGAGCGGCGGCGCGUGCCGGAGCUUCGCGGCGGCGGCGGCGGAGGAGAACGACGUGGUGGUGAUCGGCGGGGGGCCGGGGGGGUACGUGGCGGCGAUCAAGGCGGCGCAGCUGGGGCUCAAGACGACGUGCAUCGAGAAGCGCGGAGCCCUCGGGGGCACGUGCCUCAACGUCGGAUGCAUCCCCUCCAAGGCUCUCCUUCAUUCCUCUCACAUGUACCAUGAAGCCAAGCAUGCCUUCCCAAGCCAUGGCGUCAAGUUCUCCCAGCUCGAGAUCGACCUGCCCGCCAUGAUGGCCCAGAAGGACAAAGCAGUAUCUGGCCUCACUCGCGGCAUAGAAGGCCUGUUCAAGAAGAACAAGGUCAACUAUGUCAAAGGUUCCGGAAAGUUCCUCUCCCCUUCGGAAGUUUCUGUAGACACACUCGACGGUGGCAACACCAUCGUCAAGGCCAAAAACGUCAUUAUUGCCACUGGUUCUGACGUCAAGCCCCUUCCUGGAAUCACUAUUGAUGAGAAAAAGAUUGUUUCGUCAACCGGUGCUUUAGCUUUAUCUGAAGUCCCAAAGAAGUUGGUUGUCAUCGGAGCCGGGUACAUCGGUUUAGAAAUGGGCUCGGUCUGGGGCCGGCUUGGUUCGGAAGUGACUGUAGUCGAGUUUGCCCCAGACAGUCCGUACACCGCCGGUCUAGGGUUAGACGCCAUCGGUGUCGAAACUGACAAGGCAGGAAGGAUCCUGGUCGAUCAUCACUUUAUGACUAACGUGAAGGGCGUGUAUGCCAUCGGGGAUGUGAUUCCGGGACCCAUGCUCGCACACAAAGCAGAAGAGGACGGCGUCGCGUGCGUCGAGUUCAUUGCGGGUAAAGAAGGCCACGUUGAUUACGAUAUGGUUCCGGGUGUUGUGUACACGCACCCCGAAGUGGCUUCCGUUGGAAAGACGGAGGAGCAGGUGAAGGCGCUGGGGGUUAGCUACCGGGUCGGGAAGUUUCCGUUCAUGGCAAAUAGCCGUGCAAAGGCAAUAGACGAUGCGGAAGGGUUGGUUAAGAUAGUGGCGGAGAAGGAGACGGAUAAGAUACUAGGAGUGCAUAUAAUGGCACCGAAUGCGGGAGAGCUUAUUCACGAGGCGGUUCUAGCGCUGCAGUACGGGGCUUCUAGCGAGGAUAUCGCGCGCACGUGCCACGCGCACCCGACCAUGAGCGAGGCCGUGAAGGAGGCCGCGAUGGCGACCUACGACAAGCCGAUCCAUAUAUAAAAAGGUCGUUUUGAACUCUUGUUUUCAUAUUUUUGGAAUAAUUUUUGUAUCUGUUAAAAACAGUAAAACUCUCUGAUUUCUCUCACCUUUUGUUGUUAUUGUUUCAAGUAGUUGUGGAUUGACGAUAUGACGCAUGAGUAUUUGCUCGUAUUAUUAUUUGCGUUUUAUUUACACCUCUGCGUGUUACGAUGCAACAAAAGCAGCUUCGGGAAUAAACUAUUUAGAGCACAUUCGUGUGGCGCCUUUUCUUGUAUAAA
Messenger RNA from Ananas comosus (pineapple), 1670 nucleotides. Its product is annotated as dihydrolipoyl dehydrogenase 2, mitochondrial. Gene Ontology annotation, molecular function: dihydrolipoyl dehydrogenase (NADH) activity; flavin adenine dinucleotide binding. Lineage: Eukaryota; Viridiplantae; Streptophyta; Magnoliopsida; Poales; Bromeliaceae. The record is from RefSeq and is a predicted model, not a curated record. Gene Ontology annotation, cellular component: oxoglutarate dehydrogenase complex; mitochondrion.